This is a messenger RNA of Insectozyma verbasci, 1500 nucleotides long. NCBI's taxonomy places the organism in Eukaryota, Fungi, Ascomycota, Pichiomycetes, Serinales, Debaryomycetaceae. The record is from the annotation of a GenBank genome assembly.
AUGGCAAAUUAUGAGAAUGAUUUAUUACAAGAUUUAGAAAGUGAUGAUGAAAUAAUACAACAAGACUCAUUCCAAAGUAAAUUAAAUGAUUUAAUUCAAUCAAAUUUAUUAUCUGAUUCUUUUCAAACAAUUUUAAAUUAUCCAGAUAUCGAACAAGUUGAAGAUUUUACAAAAUUAUCAAAAGUAUAUCCAUUAAUAAAUGAAUUAAGAGAAAAGAUUAUACAAUUUUCAAAUGAUGAAGAGAUUGAUUAUUUAAAUUUAUUAUCUUCGUUGGAAAAUGAUUUGGAUCAAUCUGAAGAAUAUAAAUUUAUAUUGCUAAUUAACGAAUUAACUACAAUUAUAAAUAAUGAAAUUACCGUGUUUGUUACGCUUAUAAAAAUGCAAUAUAAAUUACUAUUUCCAGAAUUAGAAUCAUUGAUUUUAAAUCCAAUAGACUAUGUGAAGGUAAUCAUGCUAAUAAAACAAGAUUUAAAGAAUAUUAAAAAUUAUGAAACUGAAUUAAAGUUAUUUUUAAGUGGUGAUAAAGUAUUAAUUAUCAUAAUGGCUGUACUACAGCAAUCCAAUAAUAUCCCACAACAAGAGUUUAAUAAAAUACUAUCUUGUGGUACAUUAGUCCUUGAGUUGAAUAAACUAUUACAACAAUUGUCAAAUUUUUUGGCUGAUAAGUUAUCAAAAAUUGCUCCUAAUGUUUCAACAAUCGUAGGUCCAAUAACGACAUCACAAAUUCUUAUAGCCACUGGAUCUUUAAAACAAUUAGCUUCAACUCCUUCAUGUAAUAUACCAGCACUUGGUGUACGAGAUUUGUCAUCAACCACAAAAACUAAAAAUAUUCGACAAACUGGUUAUUUAUAUCAUUGUGAUUUAAUUAAAUAUUUACCACCAGAGAUCAUGCGAUCAGCGAUGAGAAUUAUAAGUGGUAAAAUAAUACUAGCUGCAAGAAUUGAUUUAUCCAAAUCUUCGCCAGAUGGAGAAUUGGGUCAAAAAUUACUAUCUGAGAUUCAAGUCAAAAUUGAUAAAUUAUUGGCACCACCAGAACAAACACCCGAUAAAGCAUUACCAGCUCCAGUUGAACAAAAAUCUAAAAAAAGAGGUGGUCGAAGAUUUAGAAAAAUGAAGGAAAGGUUUCAAAUGUCAGAUUUAAGAAAAGCACAAAAUAAAAUGGAAUUUGGUAAAGAAGAAGAUACAAUAAUGGAUUCAUUUGGUAAAGAAAUUGGAUUAGGUAUGAGUAAAUAUGGAAAUAAUGGUAAAUUAGGUCAAAUUCAAAUUAGUUCAAAUACAAGUGCAAGAAUGUCAAAAUCAAUGAUUAACAGAUUACAACAACAACAACAACAACAAAAGGAAAAGAGUAUAUUUGAUACUGAUUUAGAUGAAUUAAUUUUCAGUGGAACUAAUGAAGAAAAACCAAAAGAAACAAAACCUACAAGUAAAUGGUUAGGUGGAAUAACCAAGAGAAAGUUAAAUGAAUCUGAUGAAGUACCAAAUAAAAAGGUCAAACUUUAA